AUUUUUUCCUUAUAUCUAAUUCCAUUUUCAUUUACUGACUUGGUGAAGAACCCUAAUUUUUGAUUGAAGCAUGUUCCUUCUUUAAAAAUCAUGGUCCUUCUUCCCCAUUAAAAUCUUUUGUGAUCAAGCUUUGAAAAUCACGGUUCUUCUUCAUCUAUGAUGUAAAAUUGUUAAUCUACUUACCAAAAACCGCCUCUCAAAAGUACUAUGAUGAAGUAAGGUAGUGUUCACCUUAUCCCAAUUUUUUUCUGUAGUAUUGGCAAAUAUCAAGUGUUACUUUUGUAGAGUUCCUCAAAGUUUUUAUGUAACGCUGGAUUAUUAUUAAUUUUAUUAUGCGUUUCAUUUAUAUUAUCGUGUUUAAAUUUCCCUAGAGAUUGGUAUUGGAUUAUAGCAGAGAAUCAUACAAAGAAAAUGGUCUUCUUAUCAGUCAUCAGAGGAUCAGGAUGAUUUCACCAUAUUACCACAAGAAAGAAUCCAGUUUUUUCACAUCAUAUCAUUCAUAACAAAAGCAGCUGACAGAUUACAUGCAUUCAACGAUGAGAGACAUGAGUAGGGUCAUUAAUGGUCUAUCAUUAGUGGCCAGCGAAUUUGUGAGACAUUCAGGACCAAGGGAGGGUCCGUUAGAUGCACUACAAUCUCUUGCGAAGAUAACUGCAAGUGUUUUGGGCCUUACAAAAGGUAAAGCACAGGUUUAUCAACAUGAAGCGCAAUUUGCUAAAUCUGUUUUAGCAAGUAAGCAUAAGACUUCCAUUGCCACAGAAGACUCUGUUGUUUACUUCAAUGAUAGUGAUAAAUCUGGUACUGGCAGUAGUUCUGCCUCCAGGGAAGAGGUCAUGUCAACCUCAGAGACAGCUGCUAUAGAUGGCCCAAUCACAGUUUUUUGUUCUGACGAGUCAUCGUCACAGCCUGCAUCAGGGUUUCUGGAUCAACCUCACUUGACUGAACAUGUAAGAAGAAGCAACGUGGUAGCUGAUGAAGUGAUGGAUGUGGGCGAAGCACAAAAUGCUAAUACCGUAACAUCUUUCUCUGUAACUGCCACCCCUUCGAAGAGACGGAAGCCUAGGGAAAGGAAAGUUCCUGCGACACCCUUUACUAGGGCUCUUGGGUUUGCAAGUCUAGGAGCUGGUCUUGCUUGGGGAACUGUCCAAGAGUCUGCCAAGAGGAUCUUUUUAGGCAGACCUAAUUCACAGGACAAGCAGUCUAGCCUUUCUCCCUUUUUGUCUGAAGAAAAUGCAGAACGCUUGGCACUUGCUCUAUGUAGGAUGCGUGGAGCAGCGUUGAAGAUAGGGCAGAUGUUGAGUAUACAAGAUGAAGCACUUGUACCUGCUCCGAUCUUGGCUGCUCUAGAGAUUGUACGUCAAGGUGCUGAUAUGAUGCCUAGGAGCCAAAUUAAUCAAGUCUUGGAUGCUGAAUUAGGACCUGAUUGGUCUUCAAAGUUAAGGAGUUUCAACUAUGAACCAAUGGCAGCUGCAAGUAUAGGACAGGUUCACCAAGCUGUCACACUAGAUGGUAUGCAAGUUGCAAUGAAAAUUCAGUAUCCAGGAGUAGCGGAUAGCAUUGAAAGCGACAUAAAGAACGUGAAAUUAUUGUUGGACUAUACAAACCUCAUUCCCAAGGGACUUUAUCUCGAUCGAGCUAUGAAGGUUGCAAGGGAAGAGUUAUCUCGUGAGUGUGACUAUGAGUUGGAAUCAAAUAACCAAAAACUAUUUUUGAGUUACCUCUCUGACAAGCAAGGAUUUUAUGUGCCGUUGGUUGUGGACGAGUUAUCAAGUAAAAGAGUUCUGACAACCGAACUUGUUUCUGGAAUUCCCAUAGAUAAAGUGGCAUCAAUGGAUCAGCAAACUCGAAAUUAUGUGGGAAAGAAGUUUUUGGAGCUGACUUUGAUGGAGUUGUUUGUUUUUCGCUUCAUGCAGACUGACCCAAACUGGAGCAACUUUUUGUAUGAUGACACAGCAAAAAAGAUCAAUUUAAUUGACUUUGGCGCAGCGCGAGAAUAUCCUAAAGCUUUUGUUGAUAACUAUCUAAGAAUGGUGAUUGCUUGUGCGAAUUGCGAUAGAGAUGCUGUGAUAGAGAUGUCUGAGAGACUUGGCUUUCUGACAGGCUCAGAAUCAGAUAUAAUGCUGGACGCUCAUGUUCAGGCUGGUUUUGUUGUUGGCCUCCCUUUCUCGAGAGUGGGUGGAUAUGAUUUUCGUUCCACCAAUGUUACUCACAGCCUCUCAAAUCUAGGCGCAACAAUGCUAAAACACAGAUUGUCACCGCCACCUGAUGAGGCAUACAGUCUUCAUCGUAAACUUUCAGGAGCUUUUUUGGCUUGCAUUAAGCUAGGUGCUGUUGUGCCUUGCAGAGAAAUGCUUUUGGAUAUAUAUGAGCAUUACAUAUUUGGAGAAGAGAGUGCUCAUAUUUAGUCAAGUUACUCCACUUAGUGAUGCAUUUUUCUUAUGAAUGCAUCCUACAAAAGUACAGAUCAUUUUCCUGUUUCCUUUGGUUGAUGUCAUUUUUGCAUAAUUAUACGGGAUUUUUUGCCUCACCUAUUUAUCGGUUAACAAGGUUUCCAACUCUCUGGGAAUUUUUUCUCCCAUACUAUUCGUUAUGUGUUGGGAAAUGCUCUCUUACAUAAGAAGGUCCAAGGUUAUUUUGUAAGGGAGCAUUUUGAUGAUUGAAAAUAAUAAGUUUUCUAGAGGGAGGUGUUCUCUUACAAGAGUAAUUGCAGGUUGCUUUUUCUAAUCUAUGAUUAAAGUGAACGAAGUUGUGAUUGAGAGUGAUUAAUGGCUUGAAUGGAUAGUGAAGCCAAGAGAGUUUUAAUUCAAGAUCAGUUUCAUAUGAUCAUAUCUAUUCAUUUCAUGUAUAAAUCAAGUAAAGGUCUAGUAAGUUUUUGCAUAGAUCUCCAUUGAUGGAUUCUUGGAUACAACUUGCAACAUCCCAAGUCCUUACAUGGUGCACUUUCAGUUCUGAAGACUCAACUCUUCUCUAAGAUGAUGAAAGUCAACUUGUCAUAGAUUCAAUUAAAGUUGAUAGAUUCUUUAUUUAUUUUUAGUCAUAUUUGAUUUAUUUACUCAUUUAUUAUCUAAAAUAAUUAAAUAAAUUGUGCUAAUAGUGUAAAAAAAUGUUCAAAUAAAUAUUAAAUAAUAGUUGGUUAAGUUGCUUAAUUUUAGGCGUUUAUUAGGGAUUUCCUGAGUUUAGAUUCAAAUGUUUGAAUCAUUCUUGCUACAAAUUGAAUUUGCUAUUAUCAUAUGAUAUUGGUUCUUAGCAGAAUAUUUUAAAUAAUUGUUCAUCAAGAUCCUACGUUUUAGAACUUGGUGGUUAAUUUUAGAAUUUGAAUUAUGAAUUGGUAUUUUGAGAUACAGCGAUUGUUUU
Messenger RNA from Amaranthus tricolor (Joseph's coat), 3354 nucleotides. Its product is annotated as protein ABC transporter 1, mitochondrial. The record is from RefSeq and is a predicted model, not a curated record. Bases 525 to 2405 code for a protein of 626 amino acids. Gene Ontology annotation, molecular function: kinase activity. Lineage: Eukaryota; Viridiplantae; Streptophyta; Magnoliopsida; Caryophyllales; Amaranthaceae. Gene Ontology annotation, biological process: ubiquinone biosynthetic process. The transcript is spliced from 8 exons.